Molecule: messenger RNA, 27889 nt
Organism: Coregonus sp. 'balchen'
Lineage: Eukaryota; Metazoa; Chordata; Actinopteri; Salmoniformes; Salmonidae
Source: the annotation of a GenBank genome assembly
AUGUACGUGGUGGGCUUUGCCGAAACCGUCGUGGAGCUCCUUAUGGUAAGUCACUGAAUCCUUCCCAAUGUCGUCAUCGGUGGUUACUUUUCUUUCACUCUUUCUUUUAGGCAUUUUUCUUUUUCUGGGGACAUCUGUAGUUUUUCCUCAGAAGGUAAUGCUGAUUCAUUUACUCCAUGUUGACCGAGACUACCGUUUUGAACAUUGUUUCAACAUCUUCAACAAGCGUAAUCUCAUUUGGUAGGGAAGCUGUGGUUCUCAUGUUGUUGUUCAAUAUUUAUUCUUGGGUUGUUUGCUAGGAGGACUGAAAACCCACACUAUUUUUAAGGGGGGCUCAUGCAAAGUUCAUAAUAAUGACUCUUCUCCUUCGAGAUCUUUCAAGUAUUUUAACCAAGGCUUGGCGUGGUACAAUCAUGGCUUAUUGGUCACUCCUUAGUCACAGACAAGGGUAGUUGUUUUGCACUUUGCUGAUUUGAAGAAUGCUUUGGUGUCAGCUCUAAGCAGCAUGAAAUGUAUUAGAGGAUAAUGUUCUCUGUUCAUCAGACUUUAAUGCCCCUCCAUUUUUUGUUUUUUAAUAGUGUUCUGUAAUAGUUUGGGCCUUUUUGAAAGUGGUUGGUUCAUUUAUGUUGCAUUGUACAUUCUAUUUUGUGAGUUAAGUUUCAAACUCAAUUGUAAAGCAGUUGAAAAUAACUUGAGCAAAAUAUGUGCAAUGCUUUUUCAAAUGGCCAUUAUCACAAAGUAUCUGAACAGCGGAAAGCCAGGGAUGAAUUUGAAAGGAUUUCUCCUGUCUCUUGGCCUGACAGUGAAGUUGAUAUUUUCCUGUGAUUUCUCAGAGUGUGGAUUGCAUCAUGACGGAUGAGAUCAAUGACAUCCGAAUCGUCGGCACCAUCACAGUCAUCCUUCUCCUGGGUAUCUCCGUGGCAGGGAUGGAAUGGGAAGCCAAGGUUAGAUAACAUACAACAUCCUUCUCCUGGGUAUCUCCGUGGCAGGGAUGGAAUGGGAAGCCAAGGUUAGAUAACAUACAACAUCCUUCUCCUGGGUAUCUCCGUGGCAGGGAUGGAAUGGGAAGCCAAGGUUAGAUAACAUACAACAUCCUUCUCCUGGGUAUCUCCGUGGCAGGGAUGGAAUGGGAAGCCAAGGUUAGAUAACAUACAACGUCCUUCUCCUGGGUAUCUCCGUGGCAGGGAUGGAAUGGGAAGCCAAGGUUAGAUAACAUACAACAUCCUUCUCCUGGGUAUCUCCGUGGCAGGGAUGGAAUGGGAAGCCAAGGUUAGAUAGCAUACAACUACGCUUGAUUGAAUAGAGCUCUCAAACUACGACUAUCUAGAACUUAAGGUGAUGUUGAACUGCAACUCGUCUCUGAUGUCAAGCUGAAAUUGGCCUCAAGUAAGCGGAAUUCCUUCCAGACUGAGUGAAUGCAGACAUUGAUGUGCAAUAGGCUAGAUUUAAUGCAUGCUCUGUUUUGUGACUAGUGCUAGUUGUAGUUGGGAGGUGUUGUGAAAGUCUAACUAACCUGUCCAAAUGUUCAUUCUGUCCACAGGCUCAGAUUUUCCUGCUGGUCGUUCUGAUCACGGCCAUCUUUAACUACUUUAUUGGCUCCUUCAUCCCCCUCCAAUCCAAGGAGUCGCAGGGCUUCUUCGGCUACAACAGUACGACACCUUUGGUUCUCCCUUUUACAUAACACAAACUGACAUGACUGUCGAGCAAACGUAAAGACUGUCAAAGACGUGCCUAUCAAUUAGAUUGAUGACACAUUACUGGGGGUUGGAUUGUGGAGCUAUAAUAAUUCUGAAUUAAUGUAUCUUUCUCUGAAGUCAUGAGCUCCAAAUGACUACUGUACAUGACGUGAAGUACUGACUAUUUCUAAAAGUUGUGCCAGAGAUGUUUUGCUGAAAUCACAAGACCAAACCAAUUGGAUUAUUUGAAAUUGUCUUUGUGGCCUGAUUCCCAGCUCUGAGAUCAACUGAUCGAGUCUGACUGUCCUAAGAUACACACUGUUUUAACGCUUUCUCUCGGUCUUGCUUUCUCUCUUGUUUUGCUUAACCCUUCCUCCCCCCCUCUCUCUAUUGCUCUCUCACCCCCACCCUCGCUCUAAGGUGCAAUUAUGAUGGAGAACAUGGGUCCGGACUUCCGGGGCACAGAGUCGUUUUUCUCAGUCUUUGCCAUAUUCUUCCCUGCAGCCACUGGCAUUCUGGCCGGCGCCAACAUCUCAGGAGACCUUUCUGUAAGAACCCCUGGUCAUUGUUUAAAACAAAAUCACAAACAAGCAAAAGACUAACCUCAAUUCAUAUACAAUGGAUACAAUCAAUGGAACUCCUAUAUUGUCUUGAUUUUUAAAAGCCUGGUGUGUGUGUGUGUGUGUGUGUGUGUGUGUGUGUGUAGGACUUGAUUUGAAAUCAAUGUUGGAGACUAAGCAUUUAUUUUCUAUUCACAGGACCCACAACUGGCCAUUCCAAGAGGAACACUCUUGGCCAUUCUGAUCACCGGUAUUGUCUACCUGGGUGUUGCAAUUUCUACUGGUAUGUGGCAUUCACCCCUAACAAGACCCAAUAAAUAUUACAGAGACAAAGUUUGACGUUUUGUAUUUCUCUCGUUGUUCAUUAAAGGCUCGUGCAUCGUGAGAGACGCCACAGGAAACGGCACAGACACACUCAGCGCCCAGUUCAUGGCCAACUGCACCGACGCUGCAUGCAAGUUCGGCUAUGACUUCUCCUCCUGCAAGAGUGACGACGGCAAUUACAACUGCAAAUACGGACUCCAGAACGACUUCCAGGUAUGUCUGAUUAUGUGGUGUUUCCCUCCUAGAACGCCAUCCAUUGUGUAGCGAUAUCACGUUUGAGUGGUGAGGGGAACUUGAAAAACGUACUUGGUCCUCUUGGUCCUGGGUGGGACAUCCGUUGUGGAAGAAACAUAUGGACUCUGCCAUUUAACCUUUCACAUGCUUUUUCCUCAGGUCAUGAGCAUCGUGUCCGGUUUCGGACCCAUCAUCACCGCCGGGAUCUUCUCCGCCACUCUGUCCUCUGCCCUGGCCUCUCUGGUCAGCGCCCCCAAAGUGUUCCAGGUAAGUCCCUAGACUACCCUCCCCACAUCCCGCUUUCCUCCUCUGUCCCUGCUAGUCAGUUGAUACUUAUACUAUCCAUAUGGUAUGGAAUACUAACGUGCCCUGUUAGUUACUGUCCCAUAAACGCAGAUAAAAGGGAAGAGUGUGAUCUCGUAUACCAAUGUUCCUUCGUCAUCUAGUGUCCUAUCCGCUGAUUAGUAUAGCGGUGUCCAAUUCCAAUGGUUUUUCCUUCUCCUCCAGGCUCUAUGUAAAGACAACAUCUACCCUGGCCUGGAGAUGUUCGCCAAGGGCUAUGGCAAGAACAACGAGCCCCUCCGCGGCUACAUCCUCACGUUUUGCAUCGCUCUGGCCUUCAUCCUCAUUGGUACGUAGUACGCUAUCCAGGUUUAGACAUCUAAUGACGACACUGAUGUUCACAAUACGAAAUUCUGUAGGAUGUCAGGAAUAUGUCAUUUGCUGUGUGUCAGUAAUGUCAUUCAGUAGUAUAGUUCCGUCCUGUUUGGGACUGCCAAUUACCUAAAGAGCACUAUUGAAUGUCUAUGGACAGUUCCCAAUGAACAUAUACAAAAUGCUAAUCUAAACAGCCAUAUUUUUGUUUCUUUUAUUUUAGCCCAGUUGAACGUUAUCGCUCCCAUCAUCUCCAACUUCUUCCUGGCCUCCUAUGCUCUCAUCAACUUCUCUGUGUUCCACGCCUCUCUGGCCAACUCUCCAGGUAAGGCCUCUCUGGCCAACAUCAACGGCACUCAGCCUCAUUUCCUGAACAAAAGUUAUAUAUGCAGAAAGACCGGAAUUUCAAUACGACAAAAAAACUGCCACAAAGGUCCUGACUAUAGCCACAAAUACAAAGAUGGUACUUUGCUGACGAAACCUCCUAGAUUUGAUAGUUAAAGGGGCAAUCUGCAGUUGUUACAUCCUUUUUUGGACAGCUUUUUACCAAAACGGGUGGGAAGAACUCUUAGUAAUUGUUUCAACUUCUGAUUUCGUCUUUAAGAGUAGCGUCUUAAAUUAAGUAAUUGGUCACAAGAGCUGAGUCACAAGUCCUAUUGGCUUAAAACUAGAUUGAAUAGGAAAUUAUAGGACUUCCAAACUAAUUACUUCCAGCACAUGGCAUACAGGAGUCGUCCCUUUAAACCACUUCAAUGCAGUUAUGCACUGGUGGCUCACAAGUUCAGUCGUUCCAUUGACUAUAGAGGCUAGCCACAUGGAAAAGAUAUCAUACCCAACAGAGUGUUUUUUUAGGUUAACUUUUAAUGCCUCAUCUAGGAAUACCUAUUUAAACUGGUAUGCCAACUAUAUAAUUACUAAUUACAUUUGUUUACACUUCCACAGCAUGGUCUUCCUAGAAGCUAGGCACAGCCAUUCUAUGAGGGCCUGUAUAGGAACUGGCAAAUCACCUUGAAGGCAGACUCUUCUAGAAGCUAGGCACAGCCAUUCUAUGAGGGCCUGUAUAGGAACUGGCAAAUCACCUUGAAGGCAGACUCUUCUAGAAGCUAGGCACAGCCAUUCUAUGAGGGCCUGUAUAGGAACUGGCAAAUCACCUUGAAGGCAGACUCUUGACAUUGUGGAGGGAGGUGGGGCAGUCCUAACUCUGAUUCUCAGUGAAUAAUAUACAUGGCUCCAGUGGUAUGUGUUGCAUAGUCUUAUCUAUCUUUGCCAUUCCCACAUGGCUUAAGCCUUGCGAUAACAGAUGUAAUGACAUGCCUGAGUUAUCUGAACAUUUUCAUAUCCGGCCAGUUGUUUUAUUAAGUAACGGCUACUGUGAUCUUUAUCUGAUCAGGGCCGCAGUCUGCUUCUUAGGAAAGUAGUUUGGAAAGACUCAUAAUACACAUGCAAUAUUAGGCUGAAAACAAUACUGCUGAGAAGCAACGUGGUGCUCUUUAUUAUUCAAUGUAACACAUUCUGUAUAUUUGAUAAGACCCUUGUCUGACUGAUUUGUGUCGAGGUCAAACCUCCAGGGGACGGGGUUUAUUACUGAGGCUAGCUUGAUGGCAUGAUGGCACAGUGUCAAUAAUUAUCACUUAGUCGAUCCAAGAUGGACGCUGUCCACUCAGUUUCAACUGUCAGUCUAUCGGUGCCAAGAAAUCAAGAUCUCUGCUUAGAUUGACUGUUAUUUUGUUAUGCCUAGUUGAAAUCACUUAUGCUUUAGUCAUGAUGGAUGAAACAGAUUAACCAUUUUCAAUGUGAUAUUUAGAAGCUGUUGUAUCGUUCAGCAGUCGUUGUAUAAAGUGAUGUUUGUUUUUCCCUUAAUACCAAAAAACCCUAGGAGAACAGAAGGUACAGAGUUGAUAUCUAAUUCUGACAUUGUCCGCACAGACCAUUCAAUUACACAGACUUAAAGGGUACAUGACUCACCAAAGGCAAGGCAAUAGACACUUAGUUUCUCGCCUCUGGAAACUCAAACUGUCAAUGUCUAACGCCUUCUUUUCUGGACACCUAGAGCCCACUGUCGCUCUCCCAUGAGUGCAUGUAAAAACAGUCAUGUGGCAAAGAAUGACGUCACAAACAAUGUACCCUUUACGUCCUUUGUUUUUUUUUGUAGUUCUUGUCAUUGUGUAACCGUGCAUACAGUCAAACUGUGCCCCAUUGUUCCAGCUUACUAAACUCCCACUGGUCUAGUGUCUUUAGUACCCAAUAAACAGGUGUCCAGUAGCAGUGGAUCUAACAUACUUGUACAAUGUUCUAACUGGUUGCUAACUCCAAUUCUUUACUACAUUUUUAAUAUCCAUGCUGUCUUAUUAAUUCAGUGACAUUGCCAUAUUAAGCCGCCUCCCAUUUUUUUAAUGAUUCAGUAAUUUCACAAAAACAAUGUUUUGUUAUGUGAAGAAGUAAUGCAAGUUGUAAAUGAAAAAGAGCUUUCAGCUAUGGUAAGCAGCUCUCCAUAGAGUCGCGGGUUCUUCAUAGACAUGAGGGGCAGAUUUGAUCUAACCUUUUGGAUUCUACCUCUGUUCAAGUUCACAAUUUCUUCCUUAAAUUUGGUUAUAGAACCCAUUCAAGCCCCUCUGUCUUUUACAAGAAGGACAAAUGUCAUAUGCUGUCACCCCUUGGUAUGGCUGGCCCCCAAGUGCAUUUUAUGAGGUUCCUUCUAAGGGAGUCCACCUAAUGUUUCUCUGACCCCUAGGAUGGCGCCCCAGCUUCAAGUACUACAACAUGUGGGUGUCCCUGGCCGGAGCCGUGCUGUGCUGCGUGGUCAUGUUCGUCAUCAACUGGUGGGCAGCCCUGAUGACCAACGUCAUUGUCAUGGGCCUCUACAUCUACGUGAGCUACAAGAAGCCCGGUGAGUGACUCGGCACCAGGCCAAGUCGGCCUUCUUGGAUUGCCUCAACAUCGACUAGUGUUAUUUUGCCAAGAUAGGUGCUCAUUGUGAAACUUGACGUGGAUUAUUGUUGACGUGGAUAUCGGUUAUUUUACUUUACAAAUAUUAGCAUAAUCUUUCAUGAAUUAGCCUACACACAAAAAAUAAAUUUCCCAAAAAAGCUCAUAUUUAAGGUCAACGUAAAUAAUUGCCUAGUUCUUUUGAUUCCACUGAAAUGUCAACCUCUAUGAUAGAGCCACAUUAGCAUAGUUCUCUGGAAGUCAGUCCCCUGACGCCCAAAAAUGCUUUGAACACAGAAUGUGAAUCGGGUCCCACUAUUGAUAUUUCAAGCUCUUUUUUUAUUGCUGAUGCACACAUGUAUUUUGGUGAAGUGGUAAGCAUUUGCAUCACAAUUAGGUUUUUGUUACGCACCCUCUGCUGCAGUGCAGCCCAACAGUUUAAAUGUAUUUAUAGCAAAGCGCAGGGUUGUGGAAACUGUCUGUCUGAAUUCAACCGAAAUGAACUAGCUAUUCACAAUAUGAUACUGCAUUAAGAGUGGCUCAUGGCUCUAUUUGCAGGGUAGAAAAUAUGUUUCACAAAAAUAUUCGGGGCAACUUUGUGAUUUUUCUGUUCAUUAGCAAAUGGAGUUCUAAAUAUAUUUUUGUUCCUUCUAUGACAUUACCUAGGACAUGAAGAAACUUCCCCUCCUGUGUUUCUAUGGUGAUUUGCCAAAGGGCUGGCUCGUUCUGUUAACUUUUCUUAAGCUACCCGCCCACGCAAGGCAGUGUGACAUUAAAUGGGGGCCUUUGAAAUGUCUAGCGCUGGGAGGGUGCAGCAGUUCAGGGACCAGCUACAUGCUGUUUCUUGUCCUCGCCUGUGUUGGUGCUCAGCCUCUCUGGCCUGGCUGUGGAGGUCCCCACAGGGGUCAGAUGGCCGACUGGGUCCCCAGAUGAUAGGAAGUCCCCAUAUGGGACUGCUGGCUCUGGGUAAACACACCUGACCCACGCUGGAGACCCCAGUGGAGCACCAGACCCUAAUAUAGACAUCUACAGAGAGGCUUUGUAUGAACCCACAAAUACACACAUGGCUUCACACACUCAGUUUGACUCGCAUCUCUAAUACACACAUGCUCGCCCUCACAGAUUUACACACACACUCUCACACGGUGAGUCACAGCUCUACAUACACAGCAUCCCUACUGACUCCCACACUGCCUGACCGUCUUAAUGGCCACACAUACAGGGUCCUGUCUUCCAGAAUGUGACUGUUUGUCCUGUCUUCCAGAUGUGAACUGGGGCUCCUCCACCCAGGCUCUGACAUACCACCAGGCCCUGACCCACAGUCUGCACCUCAGCAGUGUUGAGGACCACAUCAAGAACUUCAGGUACUGUACAGAACACACUUUAACACAUACUCCCGUAUACACACGCUUUCACUUCUAAGACCAAAGGAAAGGUAUGUCUCGUUUUCAAAAUGCGCUUGCCCGUAGAAAGGCUAGAUUCUUUAGUCACUAAACCACCUCAUUUUCACCACCAGCGUCCGUCCUGGUGUUUUGUUUCAUUAUGCUACUUGUUAAAUAUUUACUGGGUAAAAUGUAUCGUAUUCAGGAAAAUUCCAUCAUUCACAUUGUCAUGAAGGCUGUUGCCCUGUUAGUUCUAAAAGUAUCUGAUUGGCAAAUUUGAUUAACGACGACUCCUUCAGUUAAUUACCGUUCGAUGCUGCUCGGCGAGUCGUCCCUAACGCAUGCUCACUGAGACGUACAGAUCAGAUCAGGUAGGGCUGCAGCAGCGGGGGAGGAAACUGCUGUUUGUCGAGUCAGGCUGCAGUCAGAGCUCUCUCUUGGUCUCGGCACGACACACCCCCCUGGAGAGGGUUGUGUAACUGCACACCUGGGACAACAAUGGCAGAUGAUUGGCAUCCUUCACACUCCCUCGCCUAAGGACAAAGGAGACAAACUAAACCAUCUAUUUUCAGACAAAGGAGCUAGACUAAACCGUCUAUUCUCUGAAAUCUAGCAUCUGUCAUUAUCUAGCCACGGUAGAGAGCGUGGGGUUAGGGUAUCUGUAUAGAACUAUGUUUUUCAACUAUGGUCUACUGUGUGCAGUGGACUCUGUUAGAAUGAUUCCAAGUUAAUUGAGCCUUUUUAUCUAGCUAACUAGAUAUGUGACGCUUUAGUACUAGCAUUCUAGUGAUGCAAUAUUUAAUUGAUGCUUACCUGGCAUUUAAUCAAGCAGACCCGGUGGGUCUCGUUCAGAAACACUGAUAUAGGAAAAGUGCUUCCGUAGAUCACCCUCGGAGCUAAACCAGAUGAAUUUUAGGAUUACGAUUAAACCGUUGUGUGGACGUCGUCCGAGCCACAACACAACAACCUUGUGCUCUAUUGUUCAAUCUCUCUCACAUGGACUGUACGAGUCGCUACAGAUGCUGUUCGGACUGCACAGUUUGUCCUGGAAGCAUUCCCAUGGCAAUAAGCCGGUGGCGAGGGAUUGGGGAGCGUCUGACAUUGUCUUCAGAAUUCAAACAUUCAAACAUGUUAUUCCUUGCCUUUUCUCCCCCUCCCGGCUCCCCUAAUCCCAUGUGUUUAACAUAUUUGCUUUGAUGUGCGCUACUCUGGUGCUCUCAAAGUCUGUUUUCAUUCCUCACCGAGAAUAUGAAGACUUCUUCUCUCAAGGUCAUGAGAAGACACUGAGUGAGAUGAAGCAUUAAGUAUUGUGUGCAUGUGACCUAGCAAAAAAAAAGUCAAAAGGGUUAAGCCAGCGGUGGCCAUUGUUCAACCCUCCUGGAGAGCUACUGGGUGCAUGCUUUUGUCUCAGCUCUGCUCUAGCAUGCCUGAUCCGCUGCUCGUCAAAACUUGUAGAAUCAGAAGUGUUGGACCAAAGGCUUGGAACCAAAAGCCAGUUGCCCUCCAGAAGGAGGAUUGACCACUCCUAGGUUAGGUCCUUGUGUUCAUUUGUGCGCCACUUACUGUUAGCAUGGAUGCUAGCUAAUUGCUAACUCUGUUUUGAUCUUAUUUUAUAACAGACCUCAGUGCUUGGUGAUGACGGGCUACCCCAACUCCCGUCCGGCUCUGCUCCACCUGGUCCACGCUUUCACCAAGAACGUGGGCCUGAUGAUCUGCGGCCAUGUUCGCACGGUGAGUAAUCAGAGACGUCACCCACCCGGAGGCCAUUUUGUCUCCAUCCCAUAACCGUAACAUGGCACAGUGAGGGCUCCAUUUCAGAGUUUUUCACUUGUCUUAUAGGGUCCAUUGUUCAUCUCUAGCUCAAUCUCAAUGCAAUGUCAUCAUUACUUCUUGUUGACUACAGGUAACUAAGUUCUGUAUUAACUCCAUUGAAAACCAUUAGAACUGAUUUACGGGAAAUCCUAUGUUGUUCUGGACCCUGCUUGUUGUGUUGCUCUUAUUAAUCCCCUGUUUACUUUUCAAAUCCACAUUUCCUGUUGAGUGAGUCAUUGCUUCCAUUUAGCUUUUUUUAAACGACUUUUAGCUACUUUUUCCCAUCUAAAUCCCUCAUCUGGGAGCAAUAAAAUGACUGCUCCAUUAAGACGGUGUGAUGACUGGGCUGAUGUAAUCGUCCCUGCGCUGUGCCCACAAUGUAAAAAGGCACUUUACAGACGCUCUACUGUCAUUAGCAGCAAAGUCUGAGGCCUCCACCAGAGUAUGUGAGCGAAGCUGGAGCGCAGCUGGAGCAAGGAGCAGAGCGUGCCCAAUUUGACUGGAGCACGCGGCGAGAUUCCCAAAGGCUGGAGCGUCGACCUUAUUGGCCUCUCCAAUUUCGCUCCAGUAGCACCCACUUCACGAGCUCAGGGCAUGCCUGGCCCAGCAUGCAUUUGUAGUCUACUUGUGCUGCUAUAGCCCCUUGCUUUAGCUACUGUCAUGGAGUUCGCUAAAUAUGUUCAUAAAACUGAUAAAACACACAGGUGCAAAAUCAAGGAGACUUACAAAGAUGAGGACAACCAAGAGCAAGAGAGGGAAUGUGGUGAUGUAGUGUCCACAACUAAAAAAUCAUUGUGGAAUCUGAAAAGACACGUAUCCCAAAAGCAUGAUGUGUACAAGGUGCAGAUGCUAACAGAAAGGAAUGCGGUGGGUAGCUAGCUAGCUAAGUGUCAUUGUAGCAAAGUAUUUAUAAACUAAAAAUCAGAUCUCUUAAAAGUUUAGUUAAUUUUGGAUCUAUCUAUACAAUAGGCCAAUUGAUUUUGGUUCAAUAGGCCUGGCAUAUUCCCAGUUUAAAGGACCUUUCCGUUUUGAACCUUUUAGGCCUACCUAUAGAGAAAAAAAAGAGAACUGCAUCUCUGCCCAGCCUGGGAAGAGUGGCCAAACAGGUAUUUUCACUAUCUCCAGUAGCCCGGAAAGCAGGGAGAGGAUGUUCUCAGGUGCUGGCCUGCUCUCCAGGCACCAUCGCAUGAGCCUGAGGCCACAGACUCUGGCCAAACUCAUGUUUUUAAAAUGAUCUAAUAAGGUGUUUUUCAAUUAAUUUGUAUUUAAUCCUAAGUAAGUCACAGCCUAUAUGCGCAAUUUCUAGACUAUAAUGAUUUAAUACAACUAAAUGCUGAGCCCUUUAUGUCCCUACCAGCCUAUUGUGUCACACUAGCAAAUGCUUCACAAUGUAUUUCUUUGUAGGCUAUAGCCUUGAAAUAAUAAUAAUAAUAAUAAUAUAAUAUGCCAUUUAGCAGACACUUUUAUCCAAAGCGACUUAGUCAUGCGUGCAUACAUUUUUGUGUAUGGGUGGUCCCGGGGAUCGAACCCACUACCUUGGCGUUACAAGCGCCGUGCUCUACCAGCUGAGCUACAGAGGACCACCAUAAUAUAGCAUAAAUAAUUAAUUUUGGGUCCUUCUUAGGCUACCUCUCUGGGUCCUGACCUAUUUAGUGUUUAUAUGCUGUUUAAUACGACAUGUAGCCUAUUUGAAAUGAUCAGCGCUUCUUACAUUCAACUUUUCAUAUUUAUUAAAAUACUUUUAAUUCAAAUCCAUAUGGUUUGGUUUCAAUACUUCAAAACCAAAUGGUAGGUUCAGGUAGUCACAGAAAAUAGAUGGGUGUUGGUUAAAUUGGGGCUUUUUUCAGGGCAACUUGAGAGCCUUCUCUAACGAUAAUUGGUACUGUAAAUAUAUCCACCACCUGUGAUUUUGACUGCAAGGUGGAACUACUUCGGUUUGGUUCAUGAGUUGCUAAAUGCUACACUUAGCCUUUAGCAUAACUCUAUUCUUUUCUAUGUGUGUUGUGUCCACAGGGCUCCAGAAGGCCCAACUUCAAAGAGCUGUCCAACGACCAGACACGUUAUCAGCGCUGGCUGAUGAAGAACGAGACCAAGGCAUUCUACACCCCCGUGUUCGCCGAGGACAUUCGAGAGGGCACCCAGUAUCUGCUACAGGUGAGAACAGACAAACGUUACAAUUAGUGGCAGCGGUCCAAGCCAUAGGAGUGAAGUGUGCUGUAAUUUCUUUAAAGUACAUAAAAUGUGAAGUCAUUUUUGUUCUAUUUGAAUUAAAGGUAUUUUGUCUCAUCAAUUUCACACGCGUUGAAACUGAGAGGUGUGGGGGGUUAACAACCUUGCUCAAGGGCAGAAUGACAGAUUUUACACCUUGUCGGUUCGGGGAUUCAAACUGGCAACCUUUUGGUUACUGGACCAACGCUCUAACCGCUAGGCCACCUGCCACCCUACUCUGGUUGCCCUUGAAACACAAGCCUUUGACCGUAAUACAAAGUUGUAAUUAUUUAUCCUAAAGUUCAAGCACAUUCAGUCAAAGUGCAUGAAAAUAUAUUGAAACCCACGGUAGUGUGGCAUUGGCGUCAACUCCAGUUCAACUCCAUGGAAUUAUCAGUUGACACUGAAAACUAGAAUUAAAAAAAUAGCCAUGGAUGGAGAUUGAAUUGACCCUGACGCCUAUGGUGCUCUUUUAUAUGAUCGCCUGCCAACCAGACCUUUAUGCUUGAAAGCGAUUGCGUGACCUGGUUUUUGGGAGAUGCAGCAGCAUGUGAAAUUGAGCUAGGAGGUUGUAACUCCUGACCGUGAUUUAUUUAGUGGUUUCUUUAGGUUGUUCUGACCUGUGUUUUCUCAAGGCUGCUGGACUAGGUCGUCUGAGGCCCAACACUCUGGUGAUUGGCUUCAAGAACGACUGGAAAUACGGAGACAUGAUGAACGUUGAGACCUACAUCCAGAUGAUCCAGUGAGUCAGCGGGGGCCUCGCAAGCCACCUUGUCAAAAGGCUGUCACAAAGACACCUGAUUAGAACAGUCAUUUGUUUUAAAGCACAUGAACAUGUGAUGGUUUGUGAAGAUAACAAGCUUUGACACACAACCCAAAGUAGUUUAUAUGGAGUAGAAUACACACAACUUGGAUUUCUGAAAACCUCUAUCAACUUAAUCAGAGUCACGUGGUAUUAUAACCAAUGGAUUUAGGUUGAAUCAGUUCCUGGUGUAAAGUGUGGAGAUUAUUGUAUUAGAUUGGAAGGUUAGAGAUGGUUCAGCCACAGCAUAUUAAAAGCUACGCUAAUACUUAUAGGAAUGUGCUCUUUAGUUUUCAAUUCAUGCUAGCUUCACCUAUAGACAUCAAAGUAUUAUUAAAUGGGUGAAGUCUGGCUGCCAGUUUUCACAAUAUCAUGAAGUUCCCACCUCUACCAGUAAGGCAUUUAGCUUUGUCCUUCGAAACCAUUCAUUGUGGCCUGAGUCCUAAGCUUGUUUGUUUGCGUUAGCCGGGUUAGUGUGUGUACGUGUUUUGUCCAAGUGGAAAAGUACACGUUUAAUGUAGCGUGUUGUACACUUAAACACAGAGCCAGGCCCAGCUCUGUGUCAAGCGGCUUCCUGUGAAAUGCCAACAGAGCGUGUUUCUGUUUGACUUUCAGUGAUGCUUUUGACUAUCAGUAUGGUGCCGUGGUGCUCAGACUGAAGGAGGGUCUGGAUGUGUCCCACAUCUCAGAACAAGGUACACACACACACACACUGCAACACUUUCGUACCAAAUGACAUGAUACUCUUACCCACCCACACACACACGCUAAAACACUCCCUUGCCAAACAACUAAUCUCAUCAGUCUCAUAUUGGUUUCCUCAGAAAACGUUCUUCUAUCAUUGAGAAAAUGAAUUUAGCACCAGUGCUUUGCUGCGUCAUGUCAAGAUGUUCUGCGCAACCAAUUUGCAACUACACAGGGAAUCGAAAGCAACCAAUUAUGAGGUGUGAUUCUUAAACUCAGUGUGGCUCUCCCCAGCUGGAGAGAGAUUUAAUUAAACAAGUAACUCAAAGGGAUGUUUUAGUACAUUUACUUUCCAAACAGUCCAACUGCAGAUUCUAGAUGUUCAUCGCUUUGACUUGUUCUCACGCUGUCACUCCCUUCUUAUUCAGCUUCACAUAAACGUUGACGUUUUUCUAUCCCCUGGAUUUGAAACCCAUUUUUUAGUAGGCUGUAUCAUAUUACCGAGCAGUUCCUAACUGUGUACUUUUCAGUUGAAUUAUUCUUCCUCAGUCCAGUCUUCUUGACCUGGCUUGUUAUGCGGCCAAAAGUCCACCCAAAUUCACCUUAAUUGGCCCAAAUGGCUUGCCGGCCGUUUUCAAACACUUUGCCUUUCACCCAUCAAAUAACCCCAUCAAGAUAAUUACCUACAUUUCAUAACCUCAUCAAGAUUAUUACCUACAUUUUAGCAGUUACUGGCCACUUCUGUGUUUAGUGGACACAAAAUGGACUAUUGUGGCCUCAAAAAGCCUGGGCUACUUUGCAGGUCAUUUGUUUUAAAUGUUAACAGGAUGUUCUGUUAACGUCAGUUUUAGUUGGCUAAUAGUUUAACUUUGUUUCGCAGAUGACCUGCUGUCGUCGCAGGAGAAGACAUCGGGGAUGAAGGAUGUGGUGGUGUCCAUCGACAUGAAGGACUCUGACGGAGAUUCGUCCAAGCCCUCGUCCAAAGCCACCAGCGUCCAGAACAGCCCAGCCAUCCAGAAAGGUCAGGAGUUGUAAUGGGAAUUUCCAGGUGAACCAAAAUGAGAGCAGUCGUUGAUAAUGCGAAUCAAAAAUCGAUUCGGUUUAUUACAAGUUGCAACAGGGAGACCCCUCCAGAUCAGAAGCCGAGAAAAUGUCUUAACGGGUCUUCUGAGAAGGCCCUUAUAAAUUUAUCACACAGCACCAACGGUUCUGUAAACACCAGCCCGAGAGGCUUGUAGGAAGUCACAACAUCAGCUGCUACAGAAUCACACAGUUUCACAAAUACAUUGUCAGUGUGUCCUCGGCUCAACACUGGCAGACAUUUGAUACUGGCAGUUAAGCAGGUCCAAAGGUAGUUAGUUACAACAGAUAAUUAUAGGCUCAAAUACAGGAAAGUAAUUCAUCAUAUAAUGUCCCAUUACAGGCGUCAUUCUAAAGUAACCCACAUAAACAGGUACACAUGUUGAGUGCCUUUUUACUUAGAUUCUACACCGGUGGUUUUGUGCACAUACCUGCUUCAGCUAAUGGAGGUCCUGAGAGCUGGACAGGAAGAAAACACUAUCUCUUCAAGAGCAGUAAGGUUGGUUCACCCCUCUUACACAACCUAAUUUUCCAUAACUUCACGUCAACAUGUGGAAACUUUGGCGUUUGUGAAGACAUUCAAUGGUCUGAUACUGUGCCAAAGUGAACUACGUUUCUUGUUGUGAAAUCACAAUGUGAACGCGCUUGAGAAAGAGGAAGGGCUUUAUGGGUCAGGAUGUAAGAAUUUUAGCGGUUUAGCGCCACACUCCCGAUCCCCUCUAGAUCUCGCAAAGGCCUCCCUUAAGUCUCUCCAGCCAGCCAGUCACUAGGCUACACUGAGUGGGCGGCCCUGUAAGCAGCACUACUCAGAGAGGAAGUGGCCUCUGACCCCGUGACCCCCAGCCUUCCCACUGGGCCCAGUUUGUUAGUCCACAGCCCACAGAUGGCUUCACUACAGUGUGUGUGUCUGUCCUUGUUUGUUUACACACACGUACGUGCUCGCACACACAUGCACACAAACAUCUCAUGCACUUACGACGCAUAUGCACACACACAAACCCAAAUACACACACACACAUGGCUUCACUGAAGUGUGUGUGUUUGCCUCCUCCUUAAACUAUGACCAAACAAACAGGGAAACUGUUCCCACAGUGCAGCAUGGACAGGCUGGGAACUUCAGUUGAAUUCUAUUUACUCCACGCGUCACGUUCCAUUUUCUUCCUCCCAUACGGGAUCUCAUGUCUCUGACCCUGUGUGGUCACACUGAGGAAGUGACAUUUCUCACGAUUCACUCAAUUCACUCCCACAGUCAAUAAUGAAGAGCAUCUGAAGCUGUGUGUGUGUGUGGCUUUUCUGUUGUUACCCUGAUGUGAGUGAAUACUUCAGUGUGCACUUGUUUGAUGGAGAGAGAGGGUGUGUGUGUGUGCACUGUGUUUGUGUGUUUGCCGGUUGACUGUACUAAAACUACAGUACAUGUUUGUACUACAUAGUGAACUCCUAGUGCCAAGUGACGAAAACAGCUAAUUGAAGAUUAAUGUCACGUCUGUAAUCGGCUUAGCAGUAAGCAAUUCUAAUGCCGGAACCUUAAUUAUUUCCUCAGAACGUUCCUGACAUCCAGAUUACUUGCGUACAUUACUUUCACACUUCUGACAUUACCAGAGAACCUCCCCAAAAUACUUCAGAGAGUGAUUUAGACCUAGUUAUUUAGUAUGUUAUUUAAACUGUUAAGUUGUCUUGAAGCAGUGUUUCUCAAAUGGUUGAAGUCACAGCAUUUGAGUGGGUCCUGGCUUGAAACACUGGUUACACUAAUCUGUCCUAAGACAAUUCCAGUAGCUUUUAAAGGAGUCAAACAUCUAAACCAAUGUCUUAACUCCCAAAAGUACUCGUCCACUACUAAGCCAGUAGUGGAGUUUUCUGACUCCAAGAUUUCUAACCAUUGCCGGUGUUGGAAGUUCCUUCCCUGAGAGACCCCAACAGUGUGUGUGUGUGUGUGUGUGUGUGUGUGUGUUACCACUGAUGCCUUUUCCAUUGGAGCCCAUUCCAUAUUGUUUGGCGCAGGGAUAACUGACGUAGCGGCCCCCAACACACCCACUCCCCACCCCCAGAAAAGUCCCCUCAUUGUAUCGGGGCUGUUGAUGCAUGUGUUUCCCAUCAUGGCGACAGCAGCAAAAACAUUAACCCCUCCGUUCUCUCUCUCUCUUGCUCUCUCUCUCUCGCUCUCUCUCUCUCUCUCUCUCUCUCUCUCUCUCUCGCUCUCUCUCUCUCUCGCUCUCUCUCUCGCUCUCUCUCUCUCUCUCGCUCUCUCUCUCUUUUUUUUCUUCUCAUUCUCUCCCUCCAUUUUUAUUUUUUACAUGAUCCAGAUGACGAUGAUGAACGCAAAGCCGCAACGAAGCCGCUGUUGAAAAAAGGCAGGCAGUCCACCUUAUUGAGUUGCUUUACUUUUCUCUCAAUUACUCUCACUCACUCUCACAUGUACUCGCUCUCUGAUUCAGAGGGGUUGGAUUUAAAUGCGGAAGACACAUUUCAGUUCAAUGCAUUCAGUUGUGCAACUGACUAGGUAUCUCCUUUCCCUUUCCUCACACAUUGUCUUUCUCUGUCAUAUUGCCUUAUUGUAAUUCUCUCUUUCUCUUGCUCUCACUCGCAGUCAUGCGCUUUCGAAAAACCGUGGAACCUGGUUGAGUUUGGUUUUCCUUUCUGUUUCUAUUGCUCUCACUCUCAUGCACACCCUCCGUCACCCUUUUUUUUACCAUCUUCCUCUGUCGUCUAGCGGUAGGGUUAGUCUUCCUCUGUCAUCUAGGGGUAGGGUUAGUCUUUCCUGCCUGGCUCUGGGUUAGGGUUACGGGUAGCAGCUCUAGGAAUAACCUGUGUUUAUUUCCUGCUGUUGUCUUUCCGCUCCUAACUCACUCCGGCUUCCUGUAGCUCUAGCGCAGUCUCUGAAGCGCCGUCGUGUGUGUGUCUGCUCUGACGUAUUUUCUCUAAAUCGUUUCUUUCCUGGACUUCCUGUUUCUUCUCUUUCUGCGGAGAUGACACUGUCUUCAGUACUUUGUCACUGUCUCUCUCCUUUCCUUUCUGGCAGGCAUGUCUGUUUCUCUUGGGGUUUGUCUGCUUUUCUCUCCUCCUCUCCCCCCUUCUACUUAUUUCUACCCCUCUUUCUCUGUCUCUGUCUGUGUCAUGUGCUUUUUCAGGUACAGCUGUUUUAUAACCACUGUCUACUUAUCCAAGUCCCUGACAGACAGAGCAGAGAAGGGAAUGUUACAAUAGACACUCACUGACUGCACACCGUUUACAUUCCACUGAGCCCACUUCAGAGAAGGUUUCCAUUGUUCUGUGACUGUUAGAUAAAAGCUACAUAAGAUCCCCACUUCCUUUGAUUUCUGUCACACACAGCCUGAUCCCGGGUCUUGCUAAUGACCAUAGGAGUUGGCACAAACAUAUCUGGGACCAGGGCUAAAGAAAUAUAUAAAAACUAGGAGACAGUGCUGAUCUAGGAUCAGGUCCCCCUUGUCCGUAUAAUCUGAUUUCAUUAUGAUCUGAAAGACAAAACUGAUCUUAGACACUUUAUGAAUGCGGGCCCAGUCUGAGUCACACGCAGAGAGGAAUUCCUACCUAAGUCAUCUCCCUUAGUGAGGAUACAGCUUCCUGCCCUGUCUUGAUCUUAGUGUCUGACAUAGCAAUUUUUGGGCCACACAGAGAAAAGACCCCAGACGUUGAACGUGGCUGACCAGAGGCUGCUGGACGCCAGUCAGCUGUUCAAGAGGAAACAAGGCAAAGGCACCGUGGAUGUGUGGUGGCUCUUUGACGACGGCGGUGAGUUCAGUCUGGUCCUCCAGACCACCAGGGGGUGCUAUGUGGUUACUUACUGCCUAGUGGUUUCUGUUACAGAGCAGCUUCGAUACCACAGUUUUAAGUUGACAAACACUCCCUGCCCUCCCCUUUAAGAGAUAAUGAUUUGUAUAGAAAUAUGGUGGCAACCGUCUAACCCAGUGUUUCUCAAUCCUGGUCCCGGUGUGCAGGGGUGCACAUUUUUUUAUUUUGCCCUAGUACUACACAGCUGAUUCAAAUGAUCAACUCAUCAUAAUUUUUUAUGAUUUCAAUCAGGUAAGUAGUGCUAAGGCAAGAAUUAAAAUGUGCACCCCUUUGGGUCCCCAGGACCAGGAUUGAGAAACACUUGUCUAACCCAAUGCUUUUAAAUGCGUUGGGAAGAAUGUGCACUUCAGGAGAAAGAGUAGAUAAUUGAGACGCAGGGAAACACUUAAGGCUAUAGAUGGGUUAGCUGACAACAUCACAGAAACAAUGCGCAUGCUUAAAUGGGGCAGAAGUCAGUGAGUUGUUGUGAUUCAGUAUGAAAAAUGUAUGCACUCACUAACUGUAAGUCGCUCUGGAUAAGAGCGUCUGCUAAAAUGGCUAGCAACAAUGACAAAAAACUGCCAUGUAGUGAAAUGUAAGUGGCUUGUUUCAGCUAGUUUCAUCUUGUUCUUAAUACCAUGUCUUGUUUUGAGGUUUUUUGACUGAUUUCAUGUCAAUGCUAUUAUGGCUCAAAUUCGCUAGCUAGCUAACCAACAAUUGUAACAAUCUAUUUUAGAGACAACAAGUGCUCACUGUGCAAAUGUAAAUUAUAUGUUUUCAAUAAACAUAGGAGACUAAAUAUAGUUUACAUGUUGUCAACCAUCUAAGCCAACCCUGUCUGUUUUGCCCCAUAGUUACGCACGCGUCGGUUUUGUUGUUAAACAAUUAGUUGAGACUAUACUUCUGCUACUGGUUGUGAUGUCACCGGUGAGCAUUAUGGAAGGAGAGUAACUUGGAUGAGAAAUGGGGACAGAAAUGGGCAUUGCAGCUUUGAGGACCCUUUAGAAACCUAGACCUUAGACUCUAGAGAUAUCCCAACUCUGCACAGCAAGAACAAAAUACAGCAUGGCCCCACAAACAGAUGGUGAGUGACUGACUGUAUCUUGACUCUGCCAGGCCUUACCCUGCUCAUCCCCUACCUGCUCACCAACAAGAAGAAGUGGAAUGACUGCAAGAUCCGCGUCUUCAUCGGAGGCAAGAUAAACAGGAUCGACCACGACCGCAGAGCGUGAGUGGAGAGCCCUUCUAUUUGCUGUAGAUCUAUACUACCUAUGCGAAUGUGUUGACAAUACUUGAAAUAACUGAAUGAUGCAUUUGACAUUCCUUACAUUCCAAAUUCUGACUACAUUGCUGACAUAAGCUGAUACAGAAAUGCAAUGACCACAAAACACACAAAGAACCUUUAGGUUAAAUUCUGAGGAAUACACAUUUAAUUCUUCAUUUUUCUAUUCUCUUAUGGCCUAGAUGUAAGUCUGUCUGGCGAACUCACUCUAAAACUGUUAAAUAAUAUCAGUGUUACUGGUGCCAGGGAUCACCUUCCAAAAAUACUGAUUAGUCACUGACUGGCCUGGGUACAGCCCAUACGGGAUUAAACCCACGUUGUUGCAUCACCACAUUACAUCUGCAUGUAGUUUUAAAUAAAUGCUUUAUCGUCGUCUGUGGCAUUUGCUUCACAUAAGCAGGUUAGGGUCUCUGUCUUUCUCUUUUUCUCUCUGUCUGUCUGUGUUGGGCGUAUUACAAACCCACAUGGCAGCAGUAUUAUUGUCCAAAAUGUCCUGUCCCUCAAAGCUGCCUCCCGUUGUUGGCAGAAAUGACCACCUUCCUGGCAACCCAAGCCUUUUAUCUGCGUGUGAGAGCGAGCGUGUGCCACAAGCCAUAUGUUUGUGUGUUUAUUGCUUGAAAACCAGGACCAGACAUUUCAUUAAACCAGGACCAGACAUUUCCGUGCUAAUUGAACACAGAGUUGCAGUACUGGCUAGCCAUCUUUCUUGAACUUCAUUCGUUCAAUACUUGGACUUCAUUAUUGAAAUAAUAUCCCAUCCAAACUCUCUGCAUGUCAUUGAGGAUUCCGGUAUCCCUUUGAUAUAAAAGUCCUUUGACAUAAAAGUCGCAGUUCUCACGCAGACAUUCCAUGUUUGUAGUCGUCGUGUGCCAACGCUUAAGAUUUUUGAAUAGACGUUAUCCCAAUCUUUGAAGAAAAAAGCCUAGGGAAAUGACUGUCAUGAAGAGAAAGCCUCUCAACAGCCACAACGGCUUUCCCCCUACAAAAUAUUAACUUCAGCUCACACCUGUUUGCUAUGACAUUUCCCUUUCAAAAUGGCUUCUUCAUGCCCUCCGUGGCUUGUGUUUGCAGUCUCUCUAAAGCUUCUGGAUGUAAGUGGCUUUUCAGUGUUUGAUAAGGCAUUUGUUGUUCCUCCUCAGGAUGGCCACACUGCUCAGCAAGUUCAGGAUAGACUUCUCCGACAUCAAUGUACUGGGAGACAUCAACACCAAGCCCAAAAAAGAGAAGUACGUUGUUUUUAUCUCAUGAUUGAUUCUCCCUUUUGACAGAUGUCAGAUUUUUUUAAAUGUCUAUUUUCAUUUGAAAAAUGAGUUCUUCAUUGAAAUUGAUAUAAAAAGACAAAAGUGAAGUAACUAAGCAGACUGCGUUGUUUGAGCUGGGAGUCAACAAGUCUGCAAGCACUUAAAUACUUACAGGAAACCUUUUAUUGACAUUCUCAAAUAUGAAUAAUAGGAUAAUUCCCUUUUGGACACUCAAGUGGCGUAUUGCUGAUUGCUAAUGUAAACUGCAGGCCACAAUGUUUUCCACAAGUUGAAAACAGAUUAUUGUGCAUAGUAACAUACAGUAGCGGUCAUUUGAAUUGAAACAUAUUUUGAAUGAAACGUAUUACUGCUAUCUAUAUAUAUAUAUAUAUAUAUAUAUAUAAUGCUGUCACCCGUUCCAGAAAAUUAUGUCAUGGCUUUAGAAGCUUCUGAUAGGCUAAUUGACAUUAUUUGAGUCAAUUGGAGGUGUACCUUUUGGAUGUAUUUCAAGACCUACCUUCAAACUCAGUGCCUCUUUGCUUGACAUCAUUGGAAAAUCUAAAGAAAUCAGCCAAGACCUCAGAAAAAAAAUUGUAGACCUCCACAAGUCUGGUUCAUCCUUGGGAGCAAUUUCCAAACGCCUGAAGGUACCACAUUCAUCUGUACAAACAAUAGUACGCAAGUAUAAACAUCAUGGGACCACGCAGCAGUCAUAUCGCUCAGGAAGGAGACGUGUUCUGUCUCCUAGAGGUGAAUGUACUUUGGUGCGAAAAGUGCAAAUCAAUCCCAGAACAACAGCAAAGGACCUUGUGAAACAGGUACAAAAGUAUCUAUAUCCACAGUAAAACGAGUCCUAUAUCGGCAUAACCCAAAAGGCCGCUCAGCAAGGAAGAAGACACUGCUCCAAAACAGCCAUAAAAAAGCCAGACUACGGUUUGCAACUGCACAUGGGGACAAAGAUCGUACUUUUUGGAGAAAUGUCCUCUGGUCUGAUGAAACAAAAAUAGAACUGUUUGGCCAUAAUGACCAUCGUUUUGUUUGGAGGAAAAAUGGGGGUCUUUCAAGCCGAAGAACACCACGGGUGACAGCAUCAUGCUGUGGGGGUGCUUUGCUGCAAGAGGGACUGGUGCACUUCACAAAAUAGAUGGCAUCAUGAGGAAGGAAGAUUAUGUGGAUAUAUUGAAGCAACAUCUCAAGACAUCAGUCAGGAAGUUAAAGCUUGGUCGCAAAUGGGUCUUCCAAAUGGACAAUGACCCCAAGCAUACUUCCAAAGUUGUGGCAAAAUGGCUUAAGGACAACAAAGUAAAGGUAUUGAAGUGGCCAUCACUAAGCCCUGACCUCAAUCUUAUAGAAAGUUUGUGGGCAGAACUGAAAAAGUGUAUGCGAGGAAGGAGUCCUACAAACCUGACUCAGUUACACCAGCUCUGUCAGGAGGAAUGGGCCACAAUUCACCCAACUUAUUGUGGGAAAUUUGUGGAAGGCUUCCCGAAACGUUUGACCCAAGUUAAACAAUUUAAAGGCAAUGCUACCAAAUACUAAUUGAGUGUAUGUAAACUUCUGACACACUGGGAAUGUGACGAAAGAAAUAAAAGCUGAAAUAAAUAAUUCUCUCUACUAUUAUUCUGACAUUUCACAUUCUUAAAAUAAAGUGGUGAUCCUAACUGACCUAAGACAGGGAAUAUUUACUAUGAUUAAAUGUCAGGAAUUGUGAAAAACUGAGUUUAAAUGUAUUUUGCUAAGGUGUAUGUAAACUUCCGACUUCAACUGUAUAUAUGUAUGUGUGUAUGUACAGUGAAGGAAAAAAGUAUUUGAUCCCCUGCUGAUUUUGUACGUUUGCCCACUGACAAAGACAUGAGCAGUCUAUAAUUUUAAUAGUAGGUUUAUAUGAACAGUGAGAGACAGAAUAACAACAACAAAAUUCAGAAAAACGCAUGUCAAACAUUUUAUAAAUUGAUUUGCAUUUUAAUGAGGGAAAUAAGUAUUUGACCCCUCUGCAAAACAUUACUUAGUACUUGGUGGCAAAACCCUUGUUGGCAAUCAGAGGUCAGACGUUUCUUGUAGUUGGCCACCAGGUUUGCACACAUCUCAGGAGGGAUUUUGUCCCACUCUUCUUUGCAGAUCUUCUCCAAGUCAUUAAGGUUUCGAGGCUGACGUUUGGCAACUCGAACCUUCAGCUUCCUCCACAGAUUUUCUAUGGGAUUAAGGUCUGGAGACUGGCUAGGCCACUCCAGGACCUUAAUGUGCUUCUUCUUGAGCCACUCCUUUGUUGCCUUAGCCAUGUGUUUUGGGUCAUUGUCAUGCUGGAAUACCCAUCCACGACCAUUUUCAAUGCCCUGGCUGAGGGAAGGAGGUUCUCACCCAAGAUUUGAUGGUACAUGGUCCUUUUGAUGCGGUGAAGUUGUCCUGUCCCCAUAGCAGAAAAACACCCCCAAAGCAUAAUGUUUACACCUCCAUGUUUGACGGUGGGGAUGGUGUUCUUGGGGUCAUAGGCAGCAUUCUUCCUCCUCCAAACACGGCGAGUUGAGUUGAUGCCAAAGAGCUCUAUUUUGGUCUCAUCUGACCACAACACUUUCAACCAGUUCUCCUCUGAUUCAUUCAGAUGUUAAUUGGCAAACUUUCAGACGCCCCUGUAUAUGUGCUUUCUUGAGCAGGGGGACCUUGCGGGCGCUGCAGGAUUUCAGUCCUUCACGGCGUAGUGUGUUACCAAUUGUUUUCUUGGUGACUAUGGUCCCAGCUGCCUUGAGAUCAUUAACAAGAUCCUCCCGUGUAGUUCUGGGCUGAUUCCUCACCGUUCUCAUGAUCAUUGCAACUCCACGAGGUAAGAUCUUGCAUGGAGCCCCAGGCCGAGGGAGAUUGACAGUUAUUUUGUGUUUCUUCCAUUUGCGAAUAAUCGCACCAACUGUUGUCACCUUCUCACCAAGCUGUUUGGCGAUGGUCUUGUAGCCCAUUCCAGCCUUGUGUAGGUCUACAAUCUUGUCCCUGACAUCCUUGGAGAGCUCUUUGGUCUUGGCCAUGGUGGAGAGUUUGGAAUCUGAUUGAUUGAUUGCUUCUGUGGACAGGUGUCUUUUAUACAGGUAACAAGCUGAGAUUAGGAGCACUCCCUUUAAGAGUGUGCUCCUAAUCUCAGCUCGUUACCUGUAUAAAAGACACCUGGGAGCCAGAAAUCUUUCUGAUUGAGAGGGGGUCAAAUACUUAUUUCAUUAAGUGCAAAUCAAUUUAUAACAUUUUUGACAUGCGUUUUUCUGGAUUUUUGUUGUUGUUAUUCUGUCUCUCACUGUUCAAAUAAACCUACCAUUACAAUUAUAGACUGAUCAUUUCUUUGUCAGUGGGCAAACAUACAAAAUCAGCAGGGGAUCAAAUACUCUUUUCCCUCACUGUAUGUAGCUCAGUUGGUAGAGCAUGGUGCUUGCAACGCCAGGGUUGUGGUUUCGAUUCCCACGGGGGGCCAGUAUGAAAAAUGUAUGCACUCACUAACUGUAAGUCGCUCUGGAUAAGAGCGUCUGCUAAAUGCCUAAAAUGUAAAUGUGUGUGUGUGUAUAUAUAUGUAUAUAUAUAUGUGUGUGUGUGUGUGUGUGUGUGUGUGUGUGUGUGUGUGUGUGUGUGUGUGUGUGUGUGUGUGUGUGUGUGUGUGUGUGUGUGUGUGUGUGUGUGUGUGUGUGUGUGUGUGUGUGUGUGUGUGUGUGUGUGUGUGUGUGUGUGUGUGUAAAUGAUAUAUGUGUAUAUAUAUAUAUGUGUGUAAAUGAUAUAUGUAUGUUUAGUAUAAAAUUAGUACCAGUCAAAAGUUUGGACACACUUACUCCUUCCAGGGUUUUUCUUUAUUUUUACUAUUUUCUACAUUGUAGAAUAAUAGUGAAGACAUCAAAACUAUGAAAUAUCACAUAUGGAAUCAUGUAGUAACCAAAAAAGUGUUAAACAAAUCAAAAAUAUAUUUGAGAUUCUUCAAAGUAGCCACCCUUUGCCUUGAUGACAGCUUUGCACACUGUUGGCAUUCUCUCAACCAGCUUCACAUGGAAUGAUUUUCAAACUAUUUUGAAGGAGUUCCCACAUAUGCUGAGCACUUGUUGGCUGCUUUUCCUUCACUCUGGUGUCCGACUCAUCCCAAGCCAUCUCAAUUGGGUUGAGGUCGGGGGAUUGUGGAGACCAGGUCAUCUGAUGCAGCACUCCAUCACUCCCCUUCUUGGUAAAAUAGCCCUUACUCAGCCUGGAGGUGUGUUGGGUCAUUGUUCUGUUGAAAAACAAAUGAUAGUCCCACUAAGCCCAAACCAGAUGGGAUGGCGUAUUGCUGUAGAAUGCUGUGGUAGCCAUGCUGGUUAAGUGUGCCUUGAAUUCUAAAUAAAUCACAGACCGUGUCACCAGCAAAGCACCCCCACACCAUAACACCUACUCCUCCAUGCUUUACGGUGGGAGCUACACAUGCAGAGAUCAUCCGUUCACCCACACCGCGUCUCACAAAGAGACGGUGGUUUGAAAAAAUCUCAAAUUUGGACUCCAGACCAAAGGACACAUUUCCACCGGUCUAAUGUCCAUUGCUCCUGUUUCUUGGCCCAAGCAGGUCUCUUCUUAUUAUUUGUGUCCUUUAGUAGUGGUAUCUUUGCUGCAAUUCAACCAUUAAUGCCUGAUUCACACAGCCCCCUCUGAACAGUUGAUGUUGAGAUGUGUCUGUUACUUCAACUCUGUGAAGCAUUUAUUUGGGCUGCAAUUUCUAAGGCUGGUAACUCUAAUGGACUUAUCCUCUGCAGCAGAGGUAACUCUGGCUCUUCCAUUCCUGUGGCGGUCCUCAUGAGAGCCAGUUUCAUCAUAGUGCUUGAUAGUGUUUGCGACUGCACUUGAAGAAACCUUUUUAAAGUUCUUGACAUUUUCCGUAUUGGCUGACCUUCAUGUCUUAAAGUAAUGAUGGACUGUCGUUUCUUUUUGCUUAUUUGAGCUGUUCUUGCCGUAAUAUGGACUUGGUCUUUUACCAAAUAGGGCUAUCUUCUGUCCUCUACCUUGUCACAACACAACUGGCUCAAACGCAUUAAGUUAUUUUAAAAUUAACUUUUAACAAGGCACACCUGUUAAUUGAAAUACAUUCCAGGUGACUACCUCAUGAAGCUGGUUGAGAGAAUGCCAAGAGUGUGCAAAGCUGUCAUCAAGGCAAAGGGUGGCUUUUUGAAGAAUCUCAAAUAUAAAAUAUAUUUUGAUUUGUUUAACACUUUUUUGGUUAUUACUUGAUUCCAUAUGUGUUAUUUCAUAGUUUUGAUGUCUUCACUAUUAUUCUACAAUGUAGAAAAUAGUAAAAAUAAAGAAAAACCCUGGAAUAAGUAGGUGUGUCCAAACUUUUGACUGGUAGUGUGUGUGUGUGUGUGUAGUGUGUGUAAUGGUUUAACAACCUUUGAUCCCCUGUGGUGUUGAAGUGUGACUGCCUUUGAGGAGAUGAUCGAGCCGUACCGGCUGAAGGAGGACGACAUGGAGCAGGAUGCGGCGGAGGCACUGAAGGCCAGCGAGCCCUGGAGGAUCACAGACAACGAGCUGGAGCUCUACAGGGCCAAGGUGAGUCUAACCACUCAAGCCAUCACCAUAUCACUUACUCCUAUCCAGUCCUUUUCAAAUCUGUGAACAUGGAAGUGGUAGGGGCUAGCUGUAGGAUGCUAGGAGCCAAAAUGGAACCAAGCCUAUGAAAAGUUGGGUAUUGUGCCCAAUGUCUUUUACGAGCUACAUGGGGAGGAAUGUGCUCCUGUGUCUGCCUAUCCCACAGCCAAGUGUGGCUGCAGCAUCGAUGUUGGUGUAUCCAACUUAACCUGUAUUUAUGUUUUAAUUCUUCUCAGACUAAUCGUCAGAUCAGACUGAACGAACUGCUGAAGGAGCACUCGAGCACAGCCAACCUCAUUGUCAUGUAAGCACAUUUAAGAGCAUUUAUUAAUUUGUGUGUGUGUUGCAACUUGCCUGUGUGCGGGCAUUAUGGCUUUGACUCUGGCAGCCACUGGCAGUGUGAAGAUGUGGAGGAGGCCUCAUGUGUCUGUCAAUAACGGGCGCUAAGUGAAUCAGCUGGCUGCCCUGUAAACUGAGACACCAGCAGCUCUCCCAUAAACACUCUCCUCUGUCACCCUCCUCUCCUCCUCCUCCCCCUAGGUCUCACCUUCUCUCCUUUGGCCUCUCCUUACCUCAAUUUUUUUCACUUCUCUGCCACUUCUGUUCCACCUUUGCUCUCUCUUGCUCACUCCUCUCUUUCUCAAUCCACUCUUCAUCCUCUUCUCUCUCUGCUAUAUUUACCCUCUCUCCAUGUUCCUCCUAUCCUCCUCCUCCUCAUGUCAUUCUCCCUCUACUUCCUCACUCAUCCUUCCCUCUCUCCACACACACACACAGACCAUACUCCACACACAGACCAUACUCCACACUCACUCAUUCAGUAGGGCUGUGGGUUAAUUGCCUUUGCAUUCUCUCUCCACCACUGGCUUGGCUCUGCUUCAGUCCCUGCUAUCCUAGCCACAACACCACUGCUCUCCUCUCCUCCCCUCCACCACUGAUACUGUACUGAUAUCACUAUAAUGAAGGUGGCCAGAGAGCGAUAGAAAAGCCCAUUGUCCUCAGUGUCACUGGACCUCCAUUUUGUGUCUCAUUAAUGGAUGUUUGGAAUAGGAUGUGUCAAUGCUGUCUGUUCGUCCUACUGCACUUUAUUGAAGUAUGCGUGUGGGAUUGAGUUUGUGCUGAUACACAGACGGGGCACGAGGUUGAGAUUUGAAAGGGUCUGAAAUGGAUAGUGCGGUCUGAGGGGAAACCCAGACUAAUGCAAUAAAACCCAAGUGGGACUGGAUGGUGCGGCUGGUCACAUGAUUGACAGUCAACCUAUGUGAAGUUGUCCCUAUGUAACUGCCCAGGGAGUGGGUCCGUAUCGGUGAUGAAACAGGAGUGUGCCGGUCCAGCAGACCUAGGGUGAAUUUUAACUACGCUUUUGUGGACAUAUCCCAAAUCAACCCCUAGACUCUACCCCCCUGGUAUUUUUCUCAAUAGGUUAUAUUUUCUCUUGUGCCUUUUGCCAAGGACACUGUAUGACGACUUAACAUAUCUCUCUAUAUAUGUCUGUCUGUCUAUCUUUCUUUCUUUCUUUCUUUCUUUCUUUCUUACAGGAGCAUGCCCCUGGCCAGAAAGGGAGCGGUGUCCAGUGCUCUCUACAUGUCCUGGUUGGAGACUCUGUCCAAGAACCUGCCUCCCCUCCUCCUGGUGCGAGGCAACCACCAAAGUGUCCUCACCUUCUACUCUUAA